This is a messenger RNA of Serinus canaria (Common canary), 2683 nucleotides long. RefSeq names its product kelch domain containing 4 (gene KLHDC4). The transcript is spliced from 13 exons. NCBI's taxonomy places the organism in Eukaryota, Metazoa, Chordata, Aves, Passeriformes, Fringillidae. Gene Ontology annotation, molecular function: protein binding. The record is from RefSeq and is a predicted model, not a curated record. Bases 296 to 2044 code for a protein of 582 amino acids.
CAGGGAGUGGCCCCGUCCCGCGGCCUUCCGGGGUAUCCCGGUCCGGCGUGAUCCCGGCGUGAUUCCGGGAUAUUCCCGUCCGGUGUAAACCCGCUGCAAUCCCGGGGUGAUCCCAGGGCAUCCCGGCCCGGCCCGCUGCCAUCCCGGGGUAUCCCAGCCCCAUCGCGCUCUGAUCCCGCUGGAAUCCUGGGGUGAUCCCGGGGUAUCUCGGUGUGAUCCCGCUGUGAUCCCGGCGUAUCCCGGCCCCGUCCCGCUGUGAUCCCGCUGGAAUCCCGGGUAUCCCCGCCCCGCCGCCAUGGGGAAGAAGGGCAAGCGCGACAAGAAAGGGAAAGGCGCCGAGAAGACGCUGGCCAAGAUGGAGAAGAAGGUGUCCCGCCGAGCCAAGAAGGAGGAGGAGGAUCUUGAAGCCCUGAUAGCAGAAUUCCAGAGUUUGGAUGCUAAAAAGACCCAAGUAAUUGAGUCAUCCUGCCCACCCCCCUCACCCAGGCUGAACUGCUCCUUCUGUGCUCACCCUGAGAGAGACGAGCUGAUCCUUUUUGGAGGUGAAUAUUUCAAUGGCCAAAAAACCUACCUGUACAAUGAGCUGUACAUUUACCACAUCAGGAAGAACAGCUGGGCCAAGCUGGACAUCCCCAACCCACCCCCGAGGCGUUGUGCUCACCAGGCAGCUGUGGUGCCCACGGCUGGGGGGCAGCUCUGGAUCUUCGGGGGCGAGUUUGCCUCUCCCAACGGGGAGCAGUUCUACCACUACAAAGAUCUCUGGGUCCUGCACUUGGCCACCAAGACCUGGGAGCAGAUCAAGGCACCAGGAGGGCCCUCUGGACGAAGUGGACAUCGGAUGGUUGCGUGCAAAAGGCAGCUGAUCAUCUUUGGAGGUUUCCAUGAGACUGCAAGAGAUUUCAUCUACUACAAUGAUGUGUACACCUUCAACCUGGACUCCUUCACCUGGAGCAAGCUGGCUCCUGCAGGGAUGGGGCCUGCUCCAAGGUCUGGCUGUCAAAUGACUCCCACCCCUGAGGGCAACAUCAUCAUCUAUGGGGGCUACUCCAAGCAGAGGAUCAAGAAAGAUGUGGACAAAGGCACCCUGCACACAGAUAUGUUCCUGCUGAAGGCUGAAGGGACAGGCAAGGAGGAAGACAGGUGGAGCUGGAGUCGGCUCAGCCCCUCUGGAGUGAAGCCCAGCCCCAGGUCUGGCUUUGCUGUGGCUGCUGCUCCCAACAACCGCUGCCUCCUCUUUGGGGGGGUGCAGGAUGAGGAGGAGGAGGAGAGCAUUGAGGGGGACUUCUUCAAUGACAUUUAUUUCUAUGACAUCGGGAAGAACCGCUGGUUCCCUGCACAGCUCAAGGGCCCAAAGUCAGAGAGGAGGAAGCGCAGGCGUGGCAGACAGGCUGAGGCAGAGGCUGCUGGAGGGGAGGAGCUGCAGCUGCCACCUCCCCAGGCCCCCCUGGAGAUCGUCAAGGAGGUGGUGGCAGAAGAUGGCACCGUCAUGACCAUCAAGCAGGUGAUCCCUGGAGCUGCAGAAGACAAGGACAGGUCUGGCUCAGAGGAGGAGGAGGAGGAGGAGGAGGAGGAAGGUGGAGCCCUGGGCCAGCCCGUGGAGCCGUGCCCACGCUCCAGUGCCAUGGUGGCAGUGAAGCACGGGGUCCUCUACGUGUACGGGGGCAUGUUUGAGGUGGGCGACCGCCAGGUGACCCUCAGUGACCUGCACAGCAUCGACCUGCACAGGAUGGAGCAGUGGAAGGUGCUGCUGGAGAUGGAUCCAAAAACCCAGGAAUGGCUGGAAGAGUCAGAGUCAGAUGAAGAGGAGGAUGAUGAUGUGGAAGGUGCAGAGGGAGGGGAGGAAGAUGAAGAGGAGAGCUCUGAAGAGGAGAGUGAAGAUGAGGAAGGAAGGAAUCCUUUGCCUUGCUCAGCACUCGCCCUGUUGUCCUCUCACUUGGCCCUGUGUCUGGAAAGGGAAAGGAAGGAGAAGAGGAAGCAGAACUGCGACAGGAGGGAAUCAGACCAUGUAAGGAAAAGAACUGAAUUUAACUGGCACAUGCUCUAAUCCUUAGUUUAUUUCUGGUUAAAAAUAUAGCAAUCCAGUGCAGUGUAAUAAGAAAUCUGCUGAAAAGGUAGCAGAGAAACAGCUAAAACAGAAGCAAAGCAAAGCUGAGUCCACGAGUCCGGGCUGGAUCCAACAACUCUGGACGUGAAUGUCGGGAAGGGCUUUUCCCUCCUUCCCCACCCCCAAAAUCUCCUGGGAGGGUCUCACCCCCCUCGGGAGCUGCCACCCUCCUGCACCUUUCUCCUGCUGCAGCUGCAGGGGGGGAUGAGGGUGGGAUUUGGUCCCUGGUCCUGCCAAAUCCCAAAGGAGCCGUGGGAGCUGCUGGUGGGGGAGCACCGAGGGGAGGGACGGGAGCUUUGGGAGCGGCACUGCCCAGGGCUGGAGCUGAGAGCGCGCUGUGUGAUCGGCACCAGGACAGCUCAGAACAGGGAUACGCAUCUUUAAUGAGUAUGCAGAUUAUCCGUGGGGACAGGGAGGGGACAAAAAUCAAGGCAGGCAUAGUACAAAGAUGGUAGAAACGAACAAAUUAAGUGACAUAGAAAAAAAAAAAAAGAAAGAAAAUACAUCCUUAGAGGCUGCCAUUGCCAAUGAUGUUUGGUUUGAUUUUCUUUUUUUUUUCUUUUUUUUUUUCUUCUUUUU